Talaromyces stipitatus ATCC 10500 is the source of this 135-nucleotide messenger RNA. RefSeq lists its product as uncharacterized. The record is from RefSeq and is a predicted model, not a curated record. The annotation marks the transcript as partial. Lineage: Eukaryota; Fungi; Ascomycota; Eurotiomycetes; Eurotiales; Trichocomaceae. The transcript has a single exon.
UGCCUCCUGCGCCCUAAAGGCAACUCUAAACAUACUAAAGCUCAACAAGCAGAGAUCCAGAAAUCCUAUGCUAUUAACCUCGCAAAAGCUCGAACUGAAGGAGGAUGUAGCACUCAGCUCUCCAUUGGCACAUAA